CGUCGCUGUGACGUGAUGUCACUGUGCUUCAAACCCGGGAAAAAUAAAUCAGAACAGGACUGUCAGUACCAGAACAAGCACUGCCAGGACCGGAGCCAGAACUAGAACCAGGACUAGAACCAGGAUUAGAUCGGUUUAAAUCCCUCUGUCAUGGUUCAGGAGUUUCACGUCGUGAGAUGUUUCUCAUGCGAGAGUUUCCAGGUUCAACAGGUGAAGAAGGUGAACAGAUGGAGCUGUAAAGUUUGUGGAGAGAGACAGUCGCUGCUCAAGGAGUUUGGGCGUGGCUCUGGGGCCGACUGCAGACGUCAUGUCCAGAAACUGAACGCCACAAGAGGAGCCAUGAUGGAGGAGGAGGAGCACAAUGCCUUGUCGCUAUGGGAGCAGGUGGAGGCAGAUGGAGAGGAAACACCUGAGGAGGGGAGAGACGACCAGGCGCAACAGACUCAGGUAAGUCGCUGGAGCAAAUACCUGGACACACCUGAGGAGGCGGGGCUAGAGGAGGAGCCAGAGGAGGAGAAUGUUUUGAUGGACAGACAGACUCUCCAUGGCAACAGCAUGACAGACAGGAAGAGGAAGAGAGCAGACUCACCUGAGCAGCUGAACUGCUCCAGUCUGAGGAAACGGGUUAGACCCUCAACCACAACCAGAACCACCAGUCCGACCCAGUCCAGUCCGACCCAGUCCAGUCCUCCCUGUGAAAUGAGAAUUAGCCCUCCCAGCCUGAGUACUGGUGCAGUUUCCAGGUGGACCCGUUUCCUCAGUUCUGACUGUCAGGUGCAGGAAGGGGAGGAGCUGUCUGUCAGUGGGUGGAGUCAGUCAGCAGGUGGAGCUGUGAGGCCCCGCCCCCUGUUUCCUGUCUCCUCCCUGUUCGAGAUCGAAGACGAGUUCAACUUUGAUGACGAGGAGUUCCUGACGGAUCAGAGGGUCUGAACCAGACCAAGGUGAACCGGGUCCUUCAGUUCAGGUUCAGAACCACAGAGACCUGAACUGGACUCUGACUCGGUUCCCACAGAACAGCAGAACAUUGCGUUGCGAUCUAGUUUGAACCCAUCGACUCUUUCUGAUCAGAUUUGUCCGUUAACCGUUCGGUUCUGUCAUUGAUCUUCAGGUUCAAUAACUGAAAAAAUGUUUAUUAUACAAGUUGUAUUGAUUACUGAUUGAUUUAAAGACUUCAGAUGUGUGAACUGUGACUCAGUGCAGCUGCUGGUGUACUGAUCAGAAACUGAUUGAUUAACUGUUAAAGUAUCUCUUGUUCAGAGAUCUGAUCUCAAACUGAUUGAUAAAAUACUAUUUAUGUGUUAUUUUCUCAAUUAACUAUUGGUCUCCCAUAACUGAUACUUUAUUUCGUUCAAUCAAUAAUUAAAAAUCCAAAAGUUGCAGUUUGUUCCUGUCACAAAAAACUA
Molecule: messenger RNA, 1403 nt
Organism: Lates calcarifer (barramundi perch)
Lineage: Eukaryota; Metazoa; Chordata; Actinopteri; Centropomidae
Gene: mrnip
Product: MRN complex interacting protein
Exons: 7
Coding region: 151-930 (259 amino acids)
Biological process (GO): mitotic G2 DNA damage checkpoint signaling
Cellular component (GO): nucleus
Molecular function (GO): chromatin binding
Source: RefSeq, a predicted model, not a curated record